Molecule: messenger RNA, 2338 nt
Organism: Acyrthosiphon pisum (pea aphid)
Lineage: Eukaryota; Metazoa; Arthropoda; Insecta; Hemiptera; Aphididae
Product: protein sevenless
Exons: 11
Coding region: 185-2251 (688 amino acids)
Biological process (GO): positive regulation of kinase activity; cell surface receptor protein tyrosine kinase signaling pathway; protein phosphorylation
Cellular component (GO): plasma membrane; signaling receptor complex
Molecular function (GO): ATP binding; transmembrane receptor protein tyrosine kinase activity
Source: RefSeq, a predicted model, not a curated record
CAGUCCGUCGUCUCUACGAAUUGAAUUUUGAUCUAUUUUUAAAAUCGAUGGGGUUAUACACUAAUAUUGAACUUUGGUACGUUGACGUAGAGUGCGCGACGCUUCAUCGUGAAAUCGUUGUUGACAAUGACGAGACUUGUCACCCGACCAUCGUUUGCGUGACGAAAAAGCCGUUUACUUCGCCAUGAUCGUUUAUAUAAUAUUAUUACUCUAUGUGCUCAACACGUCUGUGGCGGCAGCAGCAGCAGCAGCCGUGGCUGACGAAAAGAAUGAAAUCAUACUUGUUUCCAAUCAUAAAAUAUAUUCAAGAACAACGAAAAUUAUGGACACACCUAUAAGUGUUUAUUCCACAAAUCAAACAAUCAUUGGUGUAUCGAUUAAUAUACGUACAAAUACAUAUUAUAUUUUGGAAUCGUCGGGCUCGUUACUUGCAUUGUCAGAUAACAAGACAAAAACUUUAUUAACAACAAAAAAAGAAAUAUUAAUGGACAUUUCCAUCGAUUGGAUUAAUCAUCAGCUUUAUAUUUUAAUGUCAUCAACCGAAAAUACUACAGCGUACAGUAUAAAAAAAUUUGAUUUAGAACAGGAAAAAGUAGACGAAAUAGUUUCUGGAUUUGAUUCAAAACCUAUUCAGAUUGAAGUGGAUCCUUGCAAUGGAUUUUUAUUUUGGACUUCGAAAUUGGGACUGCAUAGUUUUGACUUGACUGAUGCUGAAAAGUCGACCAUAUUAAUUUUAAAAAAUGAAGAUAUUGGUCCAUUUGUUAUAAACUAUAUACAGUUAUGUUUGUUCGUGAUAUUCCGGAAGCAAAACACAAUAAUGUCUGUUUCUUUGGAUGGUCAGAAAGUAAUAAAUAUUAGAAAUAACACACAUACAGCGCUAUUUUCUGAUGCUACGUCUUUGUUACAUACGAAUGAAUUAUUUUAUUGGUCAAAUGGUUCUGUAUUAAUGAGAGAAGACUACUUUAUUGAUGAUCAAAAAUACUAUCAAACUAUAUAUCCGGAAAUUCAUUUUAAAGUCAAUUUGUUAAUAUCUAAUUUUAUUGAUCAACAACCAAUACCGUCUCCUAGAAAUCCCUCACAGUCAAAAAAUCAUCCGUUCAUGUUCAAAGUGAAACAUGAAUUUAAUGCAAAGAAUCAUCAUUUGUGGUACGAAUAUGGAUCAGAUGAACCAUGGAUAAUAUUAAUAUCAGGACUUUUGUUGAUUUCCCUAUUUUUGACCAUGCUCAUUAAGUAUUAUAGUGCUAAAAAGCCAGAUAUUAUAAGGAAACUUAGAGAAAUGCCACAAACUCUUGUACUUGCUAAUAAUAUGGGUUAUCAAAGAGCUGUGUUGUUUCAAAAAAGAGACAACAAUGAAUUGAUCAGAAUUAAACGUAAGCAAAUAACGCUAACAAAAAGAUUGGGAUCAGGAGCUUUUGGAGAAGUUUUUGAAGGAAAUGUCAAAGAUAUAAUAAAUGAAAAAGUUGAAUAUUGUGUUGCGUUGAAAUCAUUAAAUGGAUGUACCAGUCAAUAUGUACUAGAAGAAUUUUUAAAAGAAGCAAAAAUAAUGAAUAAUUUAAAACAUAAAAAUAUUUUGAGAGUUUUUGGAGUAUGUUUAGAUAAUGAACCUAAUUUUAUUAUUAUGGAACUUAUGAAAGAAGGUGAUUUAUUGAGUUAUUUAAGAAAAACCAGACCAACCCAAAUAUUGAAUCGUAUGGACUAUAUGAGAAUGUGUAUCGAUGUAGCCGAAGGAUGCUCAUACCUUAAAAAUAUGCACCUUGUGCACCGAGAUCUUGCAGCACGUAAUUGCCUGGUAUCGUCUUCCGACCCUAAAGAGCAAGUUAUAAAAAUUGGUGAUUUUGGAUUGGCAAGAAAAAUGUAUGCACAUUAUUACCGAAAAGAAGGAGAAGCUUUACUGCCUGUUCGAUGGAUGUCACCAGAAUCACUGGUGGAUGGUGUCUAUACCAGUCAAUCCGACGUUUGGGCCUUUGGUGUCUUGUUAUGGGAAAUUAUGUCCCAAGGUCAUCAACCUUAUCCAGGACUAUCUAAUAUAAAUGCCAUGUAUUAUGUUCAACAUGGCGGAAGGCUUGAAAAACCAAUAAAUUGUCCAAAAACUUUAUAUAAUUUGAUGAAAAAAUGUUGGCAUGUCCAGCCAGAAAAAAGGCCUACAUUUGAAUUUUGUUUAAAAUUCUUAAAAUCAUAUUAUAUGGUUUUAGAAUACAUUAAUAAGAGAGAUACAGAACUACAGAUUAUUCCUGAAUAUUUAAAUUUAUAAUAUUACUAUCAAUGUUACAACACAUAUUCAAUCAAAGAAAUGUUAAAUUUUUUUUUAUAUAUAUUGUAAAAGGGUUACAAUUAUUAU